CAAACUUUAAAGGACUUUAUUUUCAUCUACAGUCACAUGAUGCCUUAAUACCCAAUGACACUAACUACAGCGUCUCAUUAAGAGGUCAUGCAAACUCCCAAGCUAAACAAGGCAUUCUUACAUAUUUAACAUUCAAAUGCAGAAGCCAAGCUAAGCCAUGGAAGAUUGUAAUCCGAAAAAAGCUACACUUCCUGAUCUGCACAAUAGCCACAGGUUAUUUUGGAAUGUGAAAACUACUUGCUGCCUUGAUCCAUGACAACCAUGUAGACAGUAUGCACUUGCUUUAAUGACCCACACAAACAUGGAUCAAGACGUUUAAACCAAACCUUUCAAGCGGUCGAUGGAGUAUAAUCUGAAAGAUUAAAGGAAAUCCAGAUGGGGUGCAGAUGCUGCAAAAUGAUACAAAGCUAUAUUUUUGAUCCAGAAGAAGUACGAUCGCCUGGAUGCAUUCAUGAGGUAAACAGUUACAAACACAAUGAGCAAGGCAGCAAUAAAUCCAAAUUCAAAGACAACAGUGAAAUUCAAGAACACAGACAUGAAUUCCAGAAGGAUGAAUUAAACAGAAGAGAAAAUAAAAGUCAAGUAAGUAUCACAAAAGAAACUCUCCAGAACCAUGGAAGCAAUGACUUCCAAGAAGAUGGCCUUGUGAAAUGUGUUGCAAAGCUUGAUAUUGCAGUCAAUGGUGGCAACUCCUGCACUGGGGUGCACUCGUUGCUCAAUCCCAGCACAAACCCAGUGAAAGAAGCCAGUCAAGAGGGAACCUCCAGCCAGUCAGAAUCUUCUUCAGCCAACAAUACAGACUUUUUUACCAAAUCAAAUAGGUCUGGCCAUGAACUUGACCUAGAGGCAGGCAAGCAGAGGAAGGCAGCCUGCAAUGAGCCAAACAGUAUUGAAGACCAGAACUCCCAGUCUGCAGAAGGUUGCGUGUUUCUCAAAGGAAGUGCAAUACUGGAGACACAAAACAAUGCCAUACAACUGCCAGAUACUGACUGUCCCCCAAAUGGCAAUCAAACCAGGAACUAUGUUGAAAAAUACAGCUUUUCAGUCAACUGUGCACAUUCAGACCAAAACACUGGGCCUUCAGCAACAGAGAUCCAGGACCUUUGUGUAACUCCAUCUUUGCCUAUGAAGGAGAGCAGUAUCAUAUCUUUAAAAACUAACUUCACAAAUUUGAGUGAGGGCAUUACUGGUGGUAUCACGGCUGUGGCUGUUACCAAAGCAAUGCAGGCACCCACACACUCCAACCAUACAGACCUCAAUACAGAAAUUGAGGAGGAAGAUGCAGAAGUCGCAGCAGCUCUGGCUGCACUGGAAGCUGCAACUGCAGGAGAAGACCUGGAAGAUGACUAUGAGUAACAGAUGAAGCUUUCUUUCUAAUACACCAGGUAAGAUCCAGAUUUCCUUUCUGGAUCUAUAUGAACACGUAGACAGCUGUCAUGAACAGCAUAUAUAAAAGGAAUUGGGACUAAACCUCUGUCCCUUCAGCUGUUUUAUACAGCCUUUUAAUUUCUAAUAUCCAAGGUACAGAAGUGCUUUCUUGGCUAAUUGUAAUAUCAACACUCUUUAUGGGGCCAAUCAAGAGGACAAAGCACCAUUUCUUCCACACAGUAUAUUCUGCUGUAUAUCAACCUCACCUGGACUCAUGUAAGCGUUUCCUUCGGUUCUGACCCUCAAGACUGUCUUGCAUGCUACAUAUUCCAGGUUCAGAAAAAUUCCAUUAUUUAAGACAGGACUAAACAGUCACGCAGUUAGAAACCACAGAUUUUCAUCAUCUUAGCACAAAAAGCCCAAAACUGACCCAAAACUCCAUGAUCUAAUUAAGUAUGAUAUAGGGGAGGCAGCUUGGCUUGCACUUUGCUGCACUUAUGUUUCCAUUCUGGACGAAGCCCAAAUCUGUGCAUGUACACCUGGCAUCAGGAUAACCUCACUGCUUCCCUUACAGCUCCUCUGGACUUUGUUUAAUACCCCAAGUGACCUGCUCCAGUUCAUUAAAAUAGCAGAAGCCUAGGCAAAUCCAAGGGAGUGCAUAAAUUUCUGUUGGUUUAAUGAGCUGAAGUAGCUCACCUAAGAAUUGUACACACAAUAUCAGAGGUGCUGGAGAGGGAUCAAAACUCAGUCCUACCAGUUUGGAUAGAUUAGACUGUUGUAAAACUACCACCUGACAUCUCUCAACUGUACUAAAUUUUACAGGUGCACAUCACUUGUCUCAGCAAUACGUUUGCAAACAGGUUGUGUCUCAAGCUUUCCUGGCAAGAUAUGUUUUGCUUAUAUACCACCAGCAGGAACCAGUGUUGGACCCAAUCCUGGCUCUGCUGCAGUCCUUAAAGCAGGAAAGCAAAGGGGUUCCCAAGUUGAACUAAUGUAAAAACUGAAAAUAUCAAAGCUGCAUUCCUGGAGCAUUUACCCUCCCUCUCAUCUUCAGACUAAUACGUUAACCUUUCUUGCAGGAAGCAAGUGAGACAAAGAUCAACUUGGUGCUGCAAUUUCAUCAAAAGUGGGAUCUUAAUGGCUGAAAGUGCUUGACAUUUUACACUGAAAUUUUCUGGUUUCUGAGUCUGUUAUAAACUCUUAAUAAAUUUUUUUUAAUCGUAUGAAGAAUCAUCUGGUGGCUUCUGUGUCUUAUGCAUUUUCUGACUAUGUAACAAGUUGCAUAAAAGAAGGAUUCUAAGAUACAUCCUUCGUUAGAUAUAUAAAAAGCACCAACUAUGUAUUUGCCAAUAGUACAUGCUGAAUUCUAGUCUAACCAUCAACACACAUAGGGAUCAGAAUAUUGAAGUGGGUUUUAAGUCAUGUAAUGAUAUUUAGAUUAUUCUUGUUUAAAUGCAUAUUCCCUCUUUUCCUCCAAAUACUGCAACGCCAAAUCAAGAUGUCAAUUUCUCAAAGCAUUAAUGGUAUC
Molecule: messenger RNA, 2896 nt
Organism: Cuculus canorus (common cuckoo)
Lineage: Eukaryota; Metazoa; Chordata; Aves; Cuculiformes; Cuculidae
Gene: PGCKA1
Product: chromosome 4 C4orf19 homolog
Exons: 5
Coding region: 376-1356 (326 amino acids)
Source: RefSeq, a predicted model, not a curated record